Messenger RNA from Geodia barretti, 1848 nucleotides. NCBI's taxonomy places the organism in Eukaryota, Metazoa, Porifera, Demospongiae, Tetractinellida, Geodiidae. The record is from the annotation of a GenBank genome assembly.
AUGAGCGUUAUUGAACUGCUCGAUACUAAAUUCGACGGGACACCCGCUACUCAGUCGCCGGUUUCCAUUCGGCCUCAUGGCGACCGAACCCGACGGGUGAUGAUGGUGCAGCCUGCAUCAGCAGGCGGCAACUUCGAAUACAUCGCCAUCCCCCGCCAGGGCAUGCUGUUUCUCUCCGGAGCCCUGGCCCAGUGGGACGGCCCCUACGUCUACGAACGCGAUAUCUGGUUCGAAGAUCGUCUGGGCCGCAUGGAUCCCGACACGGACCUCGACAACAUCGAUAUCCUGAUGCUCACGUCUCUGAUCAACGAGACGCCCCGCGCGUAUGAACUCGCUCGGCAGGCACGGGAAUUCCACCCCGAACUGGUGAUUCUCGGCGGCGGACCCCAGAUGAGCCCUCUGCCCGAAGAAGCCAUUGCCCGCGGCGGCUUCGACGCCAUCGUCAACCGCGAGGGCGAGGACAUCAUCGGCCAACUGUGUGACAUCCUGCUCACGUGGCGCGAUGACCGCAAAUACCAGUACCUCGAGCGCGUGGCCGGAAUUUCCUUCAUGCGCGACGGGCACGUGACGCAAACCCGUCGCAAGGGCCUCGUCGCACCUGACUUCGUGCCCCUGCCCGACUUCCGUUCCAUCCGCGGCCUGUCUCCCAUCAAUCCGAUGGCCGGCGGCGUGUUGGAAACCGUGCGCGGCUGCACCGAAAACUGCUCGUACUGCCAGGUCAUCCAGCAGUUCCUGGGUUAUCGCCUCAUCGAUCGCGACACCGAGUUCCGGCGCCUCAAGCAAUUGGAGGAACUCGCCGCCGACGGUCUGAUCCAUACCGGCCGCAACGGCAAGUUCAACGUCUUCAUUUCUGACGACCUCCAUACUCCCCCGCUGCGGGCCGUGAAGUUCCGCAACGAACGCUUGGAACGCCUCAAGGGUUGGGCCAGCCGCACCACUUCCAUGAACAUGAUCUGCCAGGCUCGCGCCGAGAUCGGUCAGGAUGAUGAGUUGGCCGACGCCCUCCUGGAUGCCAACGUCAAGAUGCUCUACCUCGGCGUCGAAUCCAACAACGCCGAAAGCCUCGCCGCCGUUCGCAAGCGGCAGGAACCCGGCCAGAUGCAGAAGGAUCUGGUCCACCUUAACGAAACGGGCUUCUCCGUUGUCGCCAUGACCAUCAUCGGUCUCCCUUACGACACCGAGGAAUCCAUCAUGACCUUGGCCGACUGGGUGACCCAGCACAGCCGGUACCAGACCGCCAACCUCCUCACGCCGUUGCCCGCCACUUCCAACUGGGACCUGAAACCUCUCAACGCGGAAGGCGGCCCGUUGCAGGAGGGCGAGAUGCGGCCCUACGAGCUCUAUACCGGCCGCCAAUUGGUCCACGAGGACGAUCGCUGGAGCAUGGCCGAGAGCCGCGAGCUGUUCGACAAUUACACCGCCAAGCUCACCUCCAUCGACGCUCUCUAUGGUCGUAUCUUCCGCAUCCUCGGCAAUUAUCGGCUUCGCCAGGCCCGCGGCGUGCAGGACCUUUCCGAGGCCACGGAGACCAUGCGCAACUGGUCCCACCAGGUGGAACAGGCCGGCAAGGAACUCGGAGAAAACCUCAACCUGCGCGUCACCGAACUGUCCGAUACCCUGCGCUCGGUCAGCCAGCCCCUGUCCAACAUGGGCUCCGACUUCAUGGACAAUCUCAGGACCAGGAUCAACGAGACCUCGGAGGCCCUGCGGGUCUACGCCGAACGGGCCGACAGCGGGAGCAAAGACGUCGCCACCGGCAUCUCCAACCGCGUCGGCGAAGUGACCGAGAUGCUCAAUGGCGUCCUCGAUUCGGCCACCCAUCGGCGCAAUCCCAACCAGGCCAGAUAG